AGAAAGAGAAAGUCUGACUUGACCAGGGAAAUCUUCCUGGCUCAGACAUCCCAGCUGCCAGGGCUCUGCCUGGUGAUACAGGAAGGGGAGGCGAGUGAAGGGCCUGCUUUCCCUUCUGAGCCUUGGAAGAGGUCUCAUUUCUCAUUAGGAUUCAACAGUUAAGCUAGGUCACUGGUGUGGGCUAUGUGUGUGUGUUAGGGGUGGAGGGUAGAGGGUGGUAGAGGGUGGGGCAUUGGGCACCACACCUGAGCCAGUAGGUAAGCUUCCUAGGGAUUUAAGUUCAGUUUUCACUGAACCUAUGCCCCACCUGGCAUGCUGAGAACUGGCUGUCUUGUACUCAAGGAAGUGGGAGGUUUUGACCGGUGCUUCCCUGUCCAUCUCCUGGCGGCUCUGAGGCAGGAUGCUGUCCAUCCUGAGAGGCACACAGAGUCUGUGGCUGAAGCAGCCCUCAACCAUAGAAUUAUACCUCAAGCCCAAUUUCACUCGGGACAGGAGAGCCUUUUGGAGUUUGGAAAGCCCGAAAGAAAGUUUCACCCCAGCACAGAGGUCCUUCCAGGUGGCACUCUGGUUCCUGGUCCUGGCUGUGAUCCUGCUGGUUGGUUUCCUGCAUGUGGACUUCAGACUACUCAUACCGGACAAGGUCCAGGAACCACCGGUCACAAACAUCAUGUUUCUCAAGACGCACAAGACAGCCAGCAGUACAAUACUCAACAUCCUCUACCGCUUCUCAGAGUCUCACAAUCUAACCACAGCACUGCCUGAGGGCUCUAGAGUCCAUCUGGGCUACCCCUGGCUUUUUGUGACACGGUAUGUGGAGGGCCUGAAGCAGGACAACCGCCUGCAGCAUCACUUCAACAUCAUGUGCAACCACCUUCGGUUCAACUAUCCUGAGGUGCAGAAAGUCAUGCCCAGUGACACCUUCUACUUCUCCAUCCUCCGGAACCCAGUUUUCCAGCUGGAGUCCUCCUUCAUCUAUUAUAAGGACUAUGUACCUGCCUUCCAGAGGACCAAGAGCCUGGACGAAUUCCUGGCAGAUCCAUGGAAGUACUACAACGCUAGUGUGAGCCUGCGCAAUGUCUAUGCGAAAAACAACAUGUGGUUUGAUUUUGGCUUUGACAACAACGCCCCAGCUGACAUGGACUAUGUUCGCAAGUGCCUUUCGGAGGUGGAGCAGCGAUUCCAUCUGGUGCUCAUUGCAGACUACUUUGAUGAGUCUAUGGUGCUGCUGCGCAGAAGGUUGCGCUGGCAGCUGGAUGACGUCGUGUCCUUCAAGCUGAACGUGCGCAGCCAGAGUACUGUCUCCCACCUGACGCCCGAGAGCCAGGAGCGUGUCCAGCACUGGUGUGCGCUGGACUGGCAGCUCUACCAGUAUUUCAAUCGCACGUUUUGGACCCAGCUGCAUGCGGAGCUAAGCCCACGCCAGCUCACAGAAGAGCUGGAGCAGCUGCGGGAGAGGCAGCGCGAGCUCACGGCCCUGUGUCUUCAGGAUCCAGAGCCCAAGAACCUGACACACAUAGAUGACCGGAAUCUGCGCCCUUACCAGAGUGGAAAGGCCAAUAUUCUGGGCUACAACCUUAGGCAUGGUCUGGGCACCACCACACUGCAUAUCUGUCAGAGAAUGGCGAUGCCCGAGCUCCAGCACAUGGCCCAUAUGUACUCUCUGCAGUUUCCCAACAAGACUCCCAAGGAUAUCCCACUCAUGAAAAAGUAGGGGUUUGGCUAAGUGACUCUUUCUUCCCAGUCUACCUUUCCAAAGUGAAACUGUCAAGAUACCCAUCCAUCUGCAUCUCUGGGAGAGGGCCUUACACCUAAGACAACAGGCACAGCUGUUCCAUAUNUGAAUCCACCCAUUGUAGAGACAUGGACAGGCAAGAAUGCUAGUGCCCUUAAAUUAUGUUUUCACAGAGACAGUCUAAGCAGCCCACCAGGUGAACAUCAGCCCAAGGGAACACCGGAGCGUAGACAUCGGGCCUGUGGAUCCAAGAAGAGACCUACAACUGUUCCCUGGGAUUUUGUAGCCACAUUGAUUCAGCACCGGUGACAAUGCCAUGCCUGUACAGGGUUCGGAGGCUCAGAGGUGGGCCAGGGAGAGACGGGAUGAAUAGGCAGCCUUCCAUUUUAUGAAGAACAGUGUAGACUGAGAGUUGUGAAAGUUGUUGGUUAGCCUGAGCACAGACACAGUCUACUUUUUAGCUUCCAGUUGAACAGUCCUGAAGGAGAAAGUGCCUGACUUGCCACAGGUUCUCUGAGAAGCUCAGGUACCUUUGGUUGCCUUGGAAACCGUGUUGUGUAUAAUCUCAGGGAUCAUCUUUUGGGUGCCUCUCUUAGUCAUUCAUAGUUAGGAGAGAUACUAACUACUGAGGACCCAGCUCUCAGGAUGAGGUACCUGGUUCCUGGGGUACUCAAACAGGGAAAAGAAGCCAUUGUCACAUACUCAGCCCAGACUGUCUGCCUGAGCCUUGCUUGUUGAGUUUUGGUGGAGGCUUUUCUUCUGUGUCCAAGGCCACAGAAAAGACAUCCCAUGCUCCUUUGGACCUCAAUUUAAUAUGAAAAGUAUUGUCAAAGAAAAAAGUAAUUUUUUGUAAGUUUAGAGAUGGUACAAUGAGUUUGUCAAUCCAAAAGAGAAUUGAGAAUUGACUCUCCCAAACUGAACAGAGGUAUUCAGAAUGCCAGGGAUGCUGGCUCAGACCUUUAAUCCUGGCACUGGGGAGUUAGAGGCAAACAGAACUCUGACUUCAAGGCCAGCCUGGACUACAGAGU
This is a messenger RNA of Mus caroli (Ryukyu mouse), 2760 nucleotides long. Its product is annotated as galactose-3-O-sulfotransferase 2. Lineage: Eukaryota; Metazoa; Chordata; Mammalia; Rodentia; Muridae. The record is from RefSeq and is a predicted model, not a curated record. Gene Ontology annotation, molecular function: galactosylceramide sulfotransferase activity. Gene Ontology annotation, cellular component: membrane. Gene Ontology annotation, biological process: glycoprotein biosynthetic process; glycolipid biosynthetic process.